Limanda limanda (common dab) is the source of this 2635-nucleotide messenger RNA. RefSeq lists its product as uncharacterized. The record is from RefSeq and is a predicted model, not a curated record. Gene Ontology annotation, molecular function: hexosyltransferase activity. Gene Ontology annotation, biological process: carbohydrate metabolic process. Gene Ontology annotation, cellular component: vesicle; Golgi apparatus; membrane. The transcript is spliced from 14 exons. NCBI's taxonomy places the organism in Eukaryota, Metazoa, Chordata, Actinopteri, Pleuronectiformes, Pleuronectidae. The coding region runs from base 283 to 2088 and encodes 601 amino acids.
UUCUAGCCAAUCGGACAGGAGGAGUAUACAGCUGCCCGAUCUCAAAUCACAUGCACCAAUGACAGCGUCAUGUGAGCAGUGAAAUUCUUGUGACCUGGCAGGUCAUACAUCCUGGGUUAGAAACUAGAUGGAACAAGGACAAUACAGGGACUGAUUCAUUCCAGAGGACUUAGAUCUACUAGAUAUUUGGAAAUACCCACUGCUGGACCUGGAUUUAGUGGACCUGAUCUGGGCUAAGGAUUACGACCCUGUUGAUCAGAACUAUCCUGUUCUGAUUCAGACAUGGUUUUGUUGAAAAAUAUAACUGGGGCAGUGAUUCUGCUGUGUGUUCUGCUGCUGGGACUGUUGUACAGCUCAGCCUGGAAUUCCAGCAGAGUUAUAAAUCCCGUAAAACAGAGUCAGAUUUUACCUAAAAGAAGGCAACCGCCGGUGUCGCCUGUGCCAGGAGACGCCCCUGGUCGUACUGACGUGCAGACGAUGACGUCCUGGUCGGUUCCAGUGGUUUGGGAGGGAACCUUCGACCCGGUUCUCCUCGACAGCCACUACCAGCCGAAGAACCUCACCAUCGCAGCCACUGUGUUCGCCAUGGGAAAGUACAUUAGGUUCCUGAAAAAGUUUCUGGAGACCAUGGAGCAGCACUUCUUCACUGGUUUCAAUGUGCAUGUGUUCGUCUACACUGACCGGCCAAACGAGGUGCCCCAAGUCAAAAUGGCCAGCGGAAGACAGCGGACGGUGAAAACAGUGCCCACCCUUAACCGUUGGCAGGAAAUCACUUCUAGCAGGAUGUUUCUGGUCCAGGCCCUAAUAGAGGAGGAGCUUCGUGACUACGCCGACUUCAUCUUCUGUAUGGAUGUGGACUCCGAAUUCCACGGCCAUUGGGGCACGGAGUCAUUGGGAGAUCUGGUCGGUGUGCUCCAUCCAGAUUUCUACAAAUCCCACCGCAGUACAUUCACAUAUGAGCGGCGGCCAAUCUCCAAAGCCUACAUGGCUCCUGAGGAAGGGGACUUCUACUACGCUAUGGGGGUAUUCGGAGGCAACCUGCAGGAAGUACAACAACUUUGCCAAACCUGCGCCAUCAACUUUUUGAAUGAUAGUACAAAAGGCAUCGAGGCAGCCUGGCAGGAGGAGAGUCAUCUUAACAGACUGUUGUACAGCUCAGCCUGGAAUUCCAGCGGAGUUAUAGAUCCCGUUAAACAGAGUCAGAUUUUACCUAAAAGAAGGCAACCGCCGGUGUCGCCUAUGCCAGGAGACGCCCCUGGUCGUACUGACGUGCAGACGAUGACGUCCUGGUCGGUUCCAGUGGUUUGGGAGGGAACCUUCGACCCGGUUCUCCUCGACAGCCUCUACCAGCCGAAGAACCUCACCAUCGCAGCCACUGUGUUCGCCAUGGGAAAGUACAUUAAGUUCCUGAAAAAGUUUCUGGAGACCAUGGAGCAGCACUUCUUCACUGGUUUCAAUGUGCAUGUGUUCGUCUACACUGACCGGCCAAAUGAGGUGCCCCAAGUCAAAAUGGCCAGCGGAAGACAGCGGACGGUGAAAACAGUGCCCACCCUUAACCGUUGGCAGGAAAUCACUUCUAGCAGGAUGUUUUGGGUCCAGGCCCUAAUAGAGGAGGAGCUUCUUGACUACGCCGACUUCAUCUUCUGUAUGGAUGUGGACUCCGAAUUCCACGGCCAUUGGGGCACGGAGUCAUUGGGAGAUCUGGUCGGUGUGCUCCAUCCAGAUUUCUACAAAUCCCACCGCAGCACAUUCACCUAUGAGCGGCGACCAAUCUCCAAAGCCUACAUGGCUCCUGAGGAUGGGGAUUACUACUACGCUAUGGGGGUAUUCGGAGGCAACCCGAAGGAAGUACAACGGCUUUGCCAAACCUGCGCCAUCAACUUUUGGGAUGAUCGUAUAAAAGGCAUCGAGGCAGCCUGGCAGGAGGAGAGUCAUCUUAACAGGUAUUUGUGGAUCAAUAAGCCCAGUAAGGUUCUUUCACCUGAGUACCAGUGGCAAGACUUUAGACCCGACUCCCCUGAAGUUCACAUCAUCAGGUUCUCUGGAAUUGUGAAGUACUACGCAGAGAUCCGACCGAAUUGGGUCUGAGAGAACCAGACUGCACCAUACGGACUGUGAAAGUCAGCUUUGUAGUCCUGCCUCAUUUUCUGUAUAGUGUAGAAAAGCACUUAAAGUAAAAAUUAGUAGAUAUGGGGGGUUCAGGGGGGGAUAGGGUCCUGGUCUAGACCCGGCCUGGUUUGGCCUCUGCUGAUUUUGUUUGGGUUUUCACCUGUCAGUUUGAAUAAAGUUGAUGACACUUCUCCACUUCCUUGAGCGAGAUUUUCGAGAUACAAAUGCUGCCAUCUUCUGGUGAUGAUGUCAUUUGCAGUCAGAGUCAGUUCAGUAGUGAUCAUGGUGUCAAGGUCCCGCCCAUACACACUCUUAACCAAUCCUGAGUCAGUGUCUGCUGUCAAUCACGACGUCUGAUCCAUUUCUUUAUCAUAUAAUAACUAAUUCAAAUCAAAAUGAUAAAAAUCAUUUGAACAGAGAUCAUCAGUUUCUGAAAAUGAGAGAAAGAGCAUGUUCCACAAAGACAGGAAGCUGUGUGUGUGUGUUCAGACCUUAUAUACAAGUAAAAUACUCUGACUAAGUUUGU